This is a messenger RNA of Apiotrichum porosum, 741 nucleotides long. RefSeq names its product Eukaryotic translation initiation factor eIF-1 (gene SUI1). The transcript is spliced from 4 exons. NCBI's taxonomy places the organism in Eukaryota, Fungi, Basidiomycota, Tremellomycetes, Trichosporonales, Trichosporonaceae. Gene Ontology annotation, biological process: translational initiation. Gene Ontology annotation, molecular function: RNA binding; ribosomal small subunit binding; translation initiation factor activity. The record is from RefSeq and is a predicted model, not a curated record. The coding region runs from base 1 to 741 and encodes 246 amino acids. Gene Ontology annotation, cellular component: eukaryotic 43S preinitiation complex.
AUGAGCACCUCAAUGCUUGCAGCACUUGCAGUACUUGCCGGCCGGCUGACCAAUGUCCCAUCACACUCUUGCCCUCUCCUCGACACUGUUGCAUCGCUUCGACUCGAUACAUUACACAUCGCCACCGUCCCUCCCCUUGCACACACACCGCCCGCUGUCCACCCCGCUGCCGCUCCCUCUGGCCUGACCUCACCCGCGACCCCCCUCGUCCCCUUUUGUCCAUCUCGCCCAUCUGUGUCCUCACUCCCGCCCCCACUUCUCCUCCCGCCAGCUACCAAAGUGGACGCCGGAAAGACCAAGAGCAAGGCCCCGGCGUCGUCCGGGGCGACCAACCUCAACCUCGGUCCCGCCUACGACCCGUUCGCCACCGCUGACCCCUUCGAGGAGGCCAGCCCCGCCGCUACCAUCACCAAGAGCGUUGGCAAGGCCGACAAGAUCCACGUCCGUCUUCAGCAGCGCAAUGGCCGCAAGACCAUCACCACCGUCCAGGGUAUCCCUGACAAGUACGACCCCCGCAAGCUCCUCAAGGCCAUGAAGAAGGAGUUUGCGUGCAACGGCCACGUCGUCCACUCUGCCGAGUCGGACGACGAGGACUCGCCCGCCCCGGCCAAGAAGGACGAGCACGGCAAGGUGCUCCAGUUCCAGGGCGACCAGCGUACCGCCGUCAAGGACUUCCUCCUCGCCUCGGGCAUCGUCGCGGCCAAGGAGGCAAAGGACCAGAUUGUCAUCCACGGCUACUAA